UCGUCUUGGUUUUGUCUCGCCUUCUUUGUCUCUCCGCGUCGUCGCCGGCUAAUCCAAUGCUGCCGUUGAGCUUGUUUCUACACAUCACGAUCCGAUUGGUGCUCGUUUCGUCCGUUUAUUUUAGGCGUAAGAUUUGUACUGGGAGUAUAUGAUAUAGCUGCUCCUGCUUAGUCCCGCCUGAAUCCAAGGGAAUCUGAAGGUUUUCCGACCAAUUCGUCUCGUUAGCCGGUUGCGCAAAGAUGGAGGGGAACUAACUAGCAGUCACUAUUCGAAUGUCAUUUCAUUACGAGUCCUUGUAUCCUCAUGAUAUGACUUUACAGUCUUCGCCUGCCAGUACCGGAGCGCCUUGUUCAGCAUCUAUAAUAGCAUCAUCUUCCAGUACUUUCUCCACAGUUAUGACGCAUGGACGUUUUCCUAAUUUGCUACCAUCCAUUGUUCAUCCUUUGAACGCUGAAAUCCUAUAUUCCAACCCGAUUUCCCAUUCUGGAGUAUCAGAACAACCAUUAGGGGGUAAUUAUCCUGGACUACCUGCUGAAACAACACAUUCUGCAGACCAUCUUGGUGGUUUACUGAAUAAUAAUGGCAUCGAUAGUGUUGACAAACAACCGGAUUCUGGUUCUGUUAGAGACCCUAAUGAAUCUGACGAAAGAGAUGAAUGGUUAACAUGCUUGGCGGGUUUGGAUGAUUUUAUUACCGCUGACAUGACCUCAAACUAUCCACAAAUGGCUGAAUCUGCGCAUGUUUCCUCACCUCUAAAUUCUGAGACAUGGCAGCAUGAGCACAUAGUCCAUCAAUUAGUUUCAGUUCCUACAAUUCCUGGGCAUUUGUAUCCUACUGUUUCUCCUCCAGCAACUACAAAUGUCCAUUCACCCCAGAGGACUAAAAUACGCAGACGAUGGACUACAGAAAUGCAUGAUCGCUUCAUAGAUGCCGUCAACCAGCUCGGUGGCUGUGAAAAUGCUAAACCUAAAGCCAUUCUUGACAUCAUGAAUGUUGAAGGUCUGACUCGUGAUCAGGUGAAAAGUCACUUACAGAAAUACAAAUUGGCCCAAGUUCGGCAUCACUCAUCUGAAGUUGGAGGCACAUCAGUAGAGACGACGACAUCUAAUGAAGCAAUACCUUCAGAUGUACAGAUACGCAUUCAAAAAUUUGCAUUACAGGUGCAGAUGGAACUUCAGAAGAAACUUCACGAGAUGGUAGAGAGGACACGUCAUGAUUUACUGGAGAUUCACAGAAGCAUACUCGAGAACCAUGUGAUGAGUCUCCACGAGCUCGAGGAGCGGCAGAAUCUCAACACAGACGGCCGCACAGUGCAUCUUCUUCCCAGUCCACCAGCAGCGGCCCCUUCAGUAGCUCUCUCCAGGAUGCCUGGGGAGGGAAGCGGAACUGCGGCGUCGGAUGAAGACGGCCAGGCGUCAGAGGCUGGCUUACUUGGCAACAAUGCAGGGGCAUGACUGCGUGACCAUCUGUUGAUCGACUCUUCAACGCCUGUUUCUUCUACAUGGCGUUUAUUUUUUGCUCGUGUAAAUAAUAGUAGAAUGGGCGAAAAAAGAGAGGCGUAGCUACGUGUAGUAGCAUCAGUUGGUAGCACGAGCUUUUGAACCCUGCAAUGAGGAUCUGUAAUUCUGUAUUUAAUGCUCUGCAGAAUCAAUUGCUGUAGUAUCGGCAUUUCACUUCAGAUGUACGGGUGUUUGAGAAUCUUAUCAUUUAGAAGUAUUAAAUAAAAUGUAAUUAUAAAAUUAAUGACAGAACUUCUGGAUUAAUUCGCGAGACGAAUCUAA
Molecule: messenger RNA, 1781 nt
Organism: Panicum hallii
Lineage: Eukaryota; Viridiplantae; Streptophyta; Magnoliopsida; Poales; Poaceae
Product: myb family transcription factor PHL5-like
Exons: 8
Coding region: 273-1454 (393 amino acids)
Molecular function (GO): DNA binding; DNA-binding transcription factor activity
Source: RefSeq, a predicted model, not a curated record